CUUCUCCUUUCAAUGUUUAUCAGUUUCUUGAACUCAAUCAUCUCAAAUUAAAGGCCAAUUGAAUGUCCAUUGAAUUACAAUUAGUUGUGAAUGUCAAUUGAAUUUCCACUGAGGUCAUGCGUUAUCAAUUCAUGAAUAUGCGAUUAAUGGUACCCUCCUUCAAUGUAUUACUUAAAGAGGGAGCGAGAGUGAAGACCGAAGAAUACGAAGAGAGGGGAGCAAGGGCCCUCCGACGACGGUGAUAUCGAUGAUAGCUAAGGUCGAAAGUUGCAUGCCAACACGAAGUUUGAUGCGGAUGAACUGGAGGAUCCACCAAAGGUUGAAGAGAAGCUUGGUGCUGUUCCAUAUGGUUCAUCCAUUGAUUCUUAUGUUGGGAAAUAUCUUUGCACCAGUGGUGAGAAGUUUGAGUUCCAGGCUGAGAUAUCUUAGCUUAUGGACAUAGGCUGAGGUAUCUUGGCUAAUGUCUACACGUGUGGCCAUGGCAAGGAACGAUUCUGUUGCUGGGUAUUCAGAAAAAUGGACCACACUAGAAGCCAUCUUGACCCACGGUUGAAGAAACAAGCAUCACAUGAGUGCUGAAUUCACCUGUCAUGUUGAAGUCAAACGCAUACGCAAUAGCACCAAGAGUGGUUCAGGCUGACAUGUGGCGGUGGGAAUUGCAUGAAAGGUGUGGGGCGUGAAGACAACGAUAUGUGGUGUGAUGGGUGCGAAAACCCCGUUGUCUUCCCGAGAGGAAGUUUCAGGCUAGAACUCGAGGUGUUUGACUCAACAGCCGAAGCUGCCGUUGUCUGCUUUGAUAACACCGCCCAACGCUUGACAAAGACCAUUGCUCAUAGUAUACUCACAGCAGAGUCUGGCCUGUCACGCGUCUACAGCCUUUAUUCCACUGACAUACAGGAUAAGUUCACUCCGGUUAUGGUAAGGAACGCUGAUGGAAGCAUUUCAACACUGCCGAAUUGUUUGCACUCUCUUGUGGGCAGCACUCAGACCCUCCAGCUUGAUUCGUGUACGUAUUAUGAUCAUGGCCAUUUUGAAUCCUUCAACUGCAAGAAUGUCCUGCUAGAUGGGGAUGUUUGUAAGCCCUUUGGUUCUUCGACACCUCCAUCGAUCCCCGCUAAAGACAAGGGGGUGCUACCCAUACCGACACCAGUUAAGCGCGUUGAAGCGGUCGUAAGGCCUGCUUAUGCAGAUUCGGAUUCAGAAGAAACAGUUGACAGUGACCCACAUGAAAGUCAGUUGGCUGGUGAUGGGAUUGGGGAUGGCGGUGGCAUGCGUUAAGUUUGGUCUAUGUGUUAUCCAAUAAGAUAGGAAGGCGUGCGAGAGUUUAUGCGUUUUUCCUUUUUCUGUUUCAUGUUUUUUUUUUCUUGGAAGACAUCUUUUUUCACUUCUUUUUUGCUGGCAAGUUUCGCCAAGGAAACAACUUAUGGUCCAUGGUUUAAUAAAGUUUAAGCACGCCCCUUUGUAGGCGUAUUGUCUUACAUGUUAUGCACCGGCCGUGUCAGACGUCU
Helianthus annuus (common sunflower) is the source of this 1508-nucleotide messenger RNA. RefSeq lists its product as uncharacterized. Bases 661 to 1278 code for a protein of 205 amino acids. The record is from RefSeq and is a predicted model, not a curated record. The transcript is spliced from 7 exons. NCBI's taxonomy places the organism in Eukaryota, Viridiplantae, Streptophyta, Magnoliopsida, Asterales, Asteraceae.